AUCAGUGGGUCAGCCACGUUUCCAUUCCAGGAAAAUCUAUCCGACAUCCAUGCCUUGUUUCCAUUAUAGGCAUCUUUCAUGUCCUUCCAAUCCAUCUAACCCCUCGAGUUCUCCACCAACCUCUCAACCCUCGACUCUUGAUUUUAAGAGCAACUACCAGUCUCUCUCCUAUUCCUACCGUCCAUUCUUCUCCCCCACCCUUCUAUAUGAGCCUACUUAUGAGCCUACUCACCUCAUUAAUCUCCCACAGAAACCACCACAUCUCUUGGGAGGAGGCAAUAGAGAAAAGGGUGGGUGCUCAAUCUUGGAUUCUUCUGUAUUUAUUGCAGUAUGGCAGAUUUGGAUCGAUCAUCUGAGGAUGUUUCUAUGGAUUCUAAAGGGGUUGUUUCAGGAGGAAACAGCCAAAUUUCCAAGAUGGAUUUCUCAGAGGAUGAGGAGAAACUCAUUGCCAGGAUGUAUAAUUUGGUUGGACAGAGGUGGUCACUGAUUGCUGGAAGAAUCCCUGGAAGAACAGCUAAAGAGAUUGAGAAGUACUGGACCUCAAGAUACUCAACAACAAGUGAAUGAGUGAUGGGUAUUUAUUCUGCACUGUGUACAUGGCAAGCAAAAUUUUUGGUGAUGUUUAGUUUGGUUUGUCCUAUGGGGGGUAGUAUUUCCAUGAUGAAGGGGUGUGGCAACAGUUUCCCUGUUCUUAAAAGUGAUGUUUAUUUUGGGUGGGAAAUCCAAAUGUCCACAUAAGUUCUUGUCUACAACAAUUUUCAUGUUACUCUUGUCAUAAUAUAAAUCUUCAACCUCACUGUGCUGAGAAAAACUUGUGGGAUUUAUA
This is a messenger RNA of Musa acuminata subsp. malaccensis (wild Malaysian banana), 826 nucleotides long. RefSeq names its product transcription factor CPC. Gene Ontology annotation, cellular component: nucleus. Gene Ontology annotation, molecular function: transcription cis-regulatory region binding. Gene Ontology annotation, biological process: cell differentiation; regulation of DNA-templated transcription. Lineage: Eukaryota; Viridiplantae; Streptophyta; Magnoliopsida; Zingiberales; Musaceae. The record is from RefSeq and is a predicted model, not a curated record.